CCCCCUGUUUAAUUGAAAGUCACAUGGGAACCGUAUUGAUUACUGGUGUUUCUGUCUGUGAAAAGGUUAUCCUGAAGAUGAUUCUCGUGGUUUUCUGCUCGCUCCUUCUCGGGACAUGUCACGGGCAGUUCCCCCGAGCCUGUACGGACGACCUCAGCCUCUCCACCGGCAGGUGUUGCCCGCUGUGGCCGGCGGCAGACGGGACAGGGUCGCCUUGCGGGGAGGCUGUGGGCCGCGGCACCUGCCGUCAGAUUCAGCCGGACGACUCUCCCCACAGCCCCAGCUACCCCUACGUGGGGGCGGACGACCGGGAACGAUGGCCGACUGUGUACUGGAACUGGACUUGUGAAUGUCGAGACAACUUUUACGGCGUCGACUGUAGUGAGUGUAAGUACGGCUUUGUAGGGCCCAACUGUACCGAACGAAAGGUUUUAAUCCGUCGGAACAUCUACGACCUAUCGUGGUGGGAGAGAACCCGAUUUCUGCGGGCGCUAGACGAGAGCAAAACCACCGUGAGCGAGCGUUGGGUCAUCCCCGUGACGCCCUACGUCGACGUCCUCACAAACGCCAAACCGGCCUUCGCAAACGUCACGACGUACGACGUCUUAGCCUGGAUGCACUACUACGUCUCAAGGAACGUUCUCCUUCCCGAGGGAGGGGUGUUUAAGAACGUAGACUUCGCGCACGAGGGCCCGGGCUUCUUACCGUGGCACCGCGUCUUCUUACUGCUGUGGGAGCGGGAACUGGCGAGGUUCGUGGGAGACGAGGAUUUUACCGUCCCGUACUGGGACUGGCGAGACUUGGACGAGUGUGGUGACGUCUGCACAGAUGACUUCCUGGGGGCCACACCUCAGAGCUUCAGCGGAAUCCUCAGUAACGGGUCCGUGUUCUCAGACUGGCAGGUCAUCUGUACGCGGGAUGACGAGUAUGACGAACUCCGGACGGUUUGUGACGGCAGUCCGGAAGGACCGCUUCUCCGGAAUCCCGGGACCGUUCCGGACUACUCGACCCUUCCGAGCUUCGAGGACGUCCGGGCCGUCUUGGAGCUGGAUCAGUACGAACCGCCCCCUUACGACAGGACGGCGAACUUCAGCUUCAGAAACACACUGGAGGGAUUCGCUUCACCGGAUGGUAUUGCAAGUAACCGGAGCUACCUGCACAACACUGUCCACCGCUUCAUGAACGGGACUCUCAGCUCGGUCGGGUCUUCAGCGAACGACCCACUCUUCAUCAUCCACCACGCCUACGUGGACAGUCUCUACGAGAUCUGGCUCCGGAAAUUCAGACCGAACGUGAGCGCUCUGACCGCUGAAAACGCGCCCAUAGGUCACAACAGAGGGUCGUACAUGGUGCCGUUCCUCCCCCUUCACACUCCCAAAGACUUCUUCACACUCGCCACGGACUUCGGAUAUGACUACGACUACCUCAUUCAGACAGAACUGGCCUGGUGGGAGAGCCUGGGGUUCCUGCAGUUCUACGGCGUGCUGGUAGGGGGCAUGAUGAUAGCGGGGCUGUUGCUGGUCGUGACCGUGGUAACCGGCAGGCGGUACUGCUGCCCGGCCCCGCGGCAGAUCUACCGGCCCAAGAUCCGCCGGAUCGUCCGGGUGCAUUCUGAGUCCGACCCGACCGACACCACGGAGUCCAGCGUCGAGGAGACCGAAACAACUCCGCUUAUCAACAAACAGGAGCAGCAGCCAAAAUAUGCUGUGGUUUACUUGUAAAUAACACAUACUAUGAAUUUUACUUUUCCACUACGGACAGCAUGUAUGUAUUUUGUUUCACUGGGAACAUUAAUAUGUAUUUUGUUUGUUACAAAAAUCUUCUCUUUUGACUAUUUUUACGAAACAACUUCUUAAACGAAUUGUGUCAAUCAGUGAUGUAAGUGGGGUUGCUCCAAAAGGGGCUACAUCCUCUUGUUUUACCUUCUCGUAAAAUACUGGUUUUUAUUUUUUAUUGAAAAGUACAAAGAUGGAAUUUGUGGUGUCGUGUGGAUAUGAUAAGAUAGAACUAUUUCUAAAAGCAUCAGAUUGAAAUCAAAUGAUUUUUAUACAACAAAAUGUUAAUAAAAGCUCAAUAA
This is a messenger RNA of Branchiostoma belcheri (Belcher's lancelet), 2077 nucleotides long. RefSeq names its product tyrosinase-like. The record is from RefSeq and is a predicted model, not a curated record. Lineage: Eukaryota; Metazoa; Chordata; Leptocardii; Amphioxiformes; Branchiostomatidae. Gene Ontology annotation, molecular function: tyrosinase activity. Gene Ontology annotation, biological process: pigmentation; melanin biosynthetic process.